Aspergillus nidulans FGSC A4 is the source of this 2907-nucleotide messenger RNA. RefSeq lists its product as uncharacterized. The coding region runs from base 1 to 2907 and encodes 968 amino acids. Lineage: Eukaryota; Fungi; Ascomycota; Eurotiomycetes; Eurotiales; Aspergillaceae. The record is from RefSeq and is a predicted model, not a curated record. The transcript is spliced from 6 exons.
AUGGCGGCGGCCGCUCAGCCUUCGGGCUUAAUGGACAUUGCAAGCUCCUUAACGCAAGAUGAGAUUCCUUUCAAAUUGCGCUGCGCCAUCUGCAACAAGCUUGCCUUGAAUGCCUUCCGUCUUCCCUGCUGUGAUCAAGCAAUCUGUGAGAAUUGCCAGGCAUCACUUCCGGAUACAUGCCCUGUUUGCGCACACACCCCCAUCUCGUCCGAUCUUUGCAAGCCGAACAAAGCCCUCCGAACCACUUUGAAGGCUUUCCUUCGCACGGAAGAAAAGAAACGCGAGAAGGAGCGACAGGAGCGACAGGAAGCACAGCCUGCCCCUUCGGGUACGGCUGCGCCUGCGGAUGAAGCUUUGGUCAGACAAGAAUCUCAGCAAGACUCGAAUGUCGUUGAGGAAACCCCUGCAAAUGGGCCGUUGCCGAAUGCUGGCGAAGACUCGUCAGCAGCACAACCCGUUGAUACUGCAUCCGCAGCAGCCGAAGCCGACGCUGCUGGCGAGGAACAGAUCGGGACCAAUGGAGUCUCCCAGGUAGAUGAACAUUCUGAAACAGUUGCUCCAGAUGCAGCGGAUCAAGCGCUUGAUGUGGCACAAAAGAACGCUGACGGAGAUAAUAUCGAGAGUAGCGAGUCUACUGAACAACCUGAUCAGGACUCCCAAAAUGCUAUGCCAGGAUCUGGCUUUCCCAACCCCAUGGGAUUCAACAUGAACCCAGGGAUGUUUCCGAAUAUGGCGUGGGGUACGAACCCCAUGGCUCAGUUUAUGGGCGGUGGAAUGAUGGGGUUUCCCAAUCCUAUGGGAAUGGCCGCCAUGGGCAUGGACCCGAUGGCCGCGAGUCAGGGCAUGUUUGGAGGCUACGGGAUGAACAUGAAUGGCAUGAGCAAUGGCAUGAAUAUGGGAAUGAAUUUCAACGCUGGGCAGGGGAUGUACGGUGGUUGGGACGGCUCACAGAACAAUAUGUGGAAUGGAAGCCAAGAUAAAUUCAAUCCAAAUGCUUUCGCGAAUGGUAUGGGCGCGCAAAUCGGGGACCCCUCUGGCUUUGGCGGAUAUAAUAUGUCUCAACCCAACGGAGUUCAUCCUCAAAUGCAGCAGCAGCAGUUUUCUAACCAAGAGCUCCAGAAUGGCUAUUAUGGCCCCGGCAAUUACCGGGGUCGUGGCCGUGGUUACUUUCCCGGCGGCCGUGGUCGUGGCGGUUAUGUUGGUCAUAUGCAACCUAAUUUCCCCCAUAAUGUUAACUCUGCAGCUCUUCAAGAUAAUACCUCUAGCGCGGACCAACCCAUGCCCUCACAGACUGAGGAAGGCGCAACGGAUUCAACGGCUACUGGAGACAAUGUUCCUUCAGAUGGGAAGAAGGCGGAAGACGGACCAAACACUGCCGAUGCUUCUUCCGGGAACCAGGCCUUAAACCAAGUGGAGACCAAUGGUGGUAAUGUCGAGUCUGUACCUGGAGCUGAUGGCCAUCCAGACCAAGCUAUGAACGCAGAGAACCAACUUCAGGGUAUUCCCACCGUUGAUAGUCUUAACGAACCCUAUAACGUUGGAGCCACUGCGGCGCCAACUUACAUGUACCAAGGGUUCGGUAGAGGUGGCGGUUAUAUGCGAGGCGGCUUCCAUGGUCGUGGCGGCAGCUUUGGUGGGCAGCAGCAAUUUAUGCCAGCGCCCAAUAUGCAGCCGCGAGGACCUGGUGUUGAGGGUGCUCCAGCUGCGCCUAGAGCAAUGAGACAAGGGCUUCCAAAUACCAGCGUAUUUCGUCAAAGGAAUUUUCACUUAGUCGGACGUGUCCCUAACCAGCCUAGUAAAGGCCCUGAAGUUUCACAGACCCCGCACGCCGAACCAACCUCGGAAGACCAGCGUCCUCAGUCGUCAUCUCGGUCUAUCUCCAGAGCAAGGUCGAGGUCGAGGUCGAAGCCUAGGAGCAGGUCUCGAUCUCGAUCCCGUGUACCAUCCCGCUCGAGCAGCCGUCGACGGUAUCGUCCGAGGUCUCGAAGCGUUGAAGACGACGCAACUGACUACGAUCGCCCGCGAGAGCGUCGAAGAAGGCCCCAUCACGAUGAGAGAGAUAGGACUGCAGAAGAUGAGCGCCGCUCCAGAUCUCCUUCUAUCGAUUCUCACAGGUCAUCACUCAGAGAUAAGGAACGAGACCGGCGUCGAGCCCGUCGGUCCCGUCGGUCUCAUCGUCGACGCAGCCGGAGUCGCAGCGCAAGUGGUGAUCGCAACGGUGAUAGUCGAGACACUGAUCGUUUCGCCGAAGAGCGAAGCAGCUCCAAACCCCGAAGUCGAAAUGCAGACACUUUAGACACCCAUCGAUCAGGGAAGGACCGUUCAAGCCGACGCGAGGAGGACCGAGAAAGGGACAGGGACUCCCGUCGGCGUGAUCGUGAACGUGACCGCGACCGCGACCGCGACCGCGAUCGUGACCGGGACCGGGACAGGAUCCGAGAAAAAGAGAGAGAGCGCGAUCGGGACCGGGAACGUCCUCGAGAGCGAGACCGAGAUCGAGAGCGAGACCGAAAACGAUCUCGGCGCGACCGGUCCGAAUCCGCAGCUGACAGUGAUUAUCACUCACGUAAAGCAAAACGAGGACGUGAAGACGACGCUCGCACCUCCACCAGCAAUAGAGACCGUCCAAAAGACACAAGGGAGAAGACUCUUCUGACAAACCCACCUGAACCUGAGAAAGAUCCUCAUACCUUAGAGCGCGAAGCCCGCAACCGCGAGCGUCUGCUCAAGGAACAACAGCGCCGCGAAGCGAUGCAAGCUGAUCGGGAUGCUGGCAAAUCCAGCCGCCGACGCGACAGUCGACAGGAGCGAGCUGGGCGUCGCCUUAACUACAAGUACGAUGAUGAGACCGAUGCCGCACGGGCUGCGAGAGUUGAAAGAGAGCGGGAGGCUGGUCGAUGGGAAUAA